AUGAAAAUUGACAACGUAUUGCUUUUGAAAUCCAACAUAACUCCAUUCACGGAACUGGAAAUGCACUUGAUUUAUACUGCUUUUAAAACAAAAUGUACUCUUGUUUUUAAAGUAUUCAGGAGCAAGUUCAAAGCUGCUGUGGGUGUCCUUUCUGGAGUGACUACCUGCCUUGUGUUUGUUAAGCCUGCAAUGGACAACAUCUCAUUAAUGACAUUGGGUGUUCCCUGCACAGCUCUGCUCAUUGCUGAGUUGAAGAGGUGUGAGAACUUGCAUGUGUACAAGAUGGGGCUUUUUUCAGGUCUUUGGUGGGCAUUAGCGCUUUUCUGCUGGAUCAGUGAAGCAUCUUGUGAGAUCUGGUCGUCAUUUAACGUUCCAUAUUUGCACUGUGUAUGGCACAUCCUCACUUGUCUUGCUGCUUAUCUUGGUUGUGUCUGCUUUGCCUACUUUGUUGCUGCCUCUGAAAUCCCUGAACAAGGCCCUGUCAUAAAGUUCUGGCCUAGUGAAAAAUGGGCUUUCAUUGGUGUUCUCUGUGUCACCCUUCUCUGUGCACACAAGAAAUCACCUGUGAAGAUUACAUGAAGUCAGCCACAUCAUAGAGGGGCCGAUUUUUAUUUAUUUAUUUAUUUUUUCAU
Molecule: messenger RNA, 632 nt
Organism: Gavialis gangeticus (Gharial)
Lineage: Eukaryota; Metazoa; Chordata; Crocodylia; Gavialidae
Gene: ACER2
Product: alkaline ceramidase 2
Biological process (GO): ceramide metabolic process
Cellular component (GO): membrane
Molecular function (GO): hydrolase activity, acting on carbon-nitrogen (but not peptide) bonds, in linear amides
Source: RefSeq, a predicted model, not a curated record